AUGGCAAGCAUCAAAGCAGUGUUCCACUUUGAUACAGUGGCCAUUGGUCUUCGCGAAAUGUUUAAACGAGCGACAGAAAGAGAGGCGUUCAAAAAUAGUAAAUCUCUUGAAGAACAAAUUCACAAUUUGCAGAGCUUGUGCCCCGUUGCGACUUACGACGAAAUAACUCGAGUGUUGGAUAUCACAAAGGAAGUCAUUUCUUUGGACUCGUCGAAGACGGAAACUGCGGCGGAGAAUGACACAACAGUCACAACAGAUAACACUGAGACACUUGUCCUUAAAACAAAACAACAAGUAAUUGCGGAGAUAGUAUUACUUGCAGAGAGUCUUGCUGCACAAAGAGUUGCGAUAACAGAGAAUGCUAUCAUAUGUUACGUGGAGGAUUGUUGUGAUGGAGUCACGUUAAGCUUCGACGACAUCCCUCUCGACCUUCGAAAGACCAAAAUCAGUCGUGACCUUCCUGAGCCGACCAAUGACGUUCUCUGUGAUUUUUGUAAUGAACUUAAAAACAAAGUCGAGAACAUCAACCCGAGUUUUGUGUUUAAUGCAGACGAGUUUGGGUUCCAAGAGAAACGCGGUGAACGGUUCAUCAUGGCGUUUGGUGUUGGUGCGCCUCAGAAGAUGUUUCUGACACGAAAGAGCAAAGAGUCGAAUUUUUUUUGUUGUAUAUGUGCGGAUGGUCAAACGCUACCCCUCUACCAUGUUUCAGAAAAUGAAGAGGACAGGGACGAAGUUAUAACCAUGAAAAAGAAGAACGUAAAAAUCUGUGAAGACUGUACUAUUUGUAUCACACAGACGGUAUUUGAAAAAUGGGUUGCCUUCUUUUGUUCUCAACUGAAGGAAAAGAAGAACAAAAUGAAAUACACCGACAAGACGGUGUUGAUAUUACCAGAAGACUACAAGAAGUAUGGGAAAGGGUGUGACGCGACAUUCAAAGAGAACGCAGUCGAUCUGUUAUAUGUACCAGAAGUGGUCGACAGAAAAUUAUCGCCCAUCCACAGAAUUUUCAAUAAAAUGGAACAACUGAGUGGGAGGAAGAAGUAUACAACGAAGAAACAAACGAAGAACGAGGCAUAUGUUUCAAGUGUG
This is a messenger RNA of Entamoeba invadens IP1, 1089 nucleotides long. RefSeq lists its product as hypothetical. NCBI's taxonomy places the organism in Eukaryota, Evosea, Mastigamoebida, Endamoebidae. The annotation marks the transcript as partial. The transcript has a single exon. The record is from RefSeq and is a predicted model, not a curated record.